Molecule: messenger RNA, 1905 nt
Organism: Prunus mume (Japanese apricot)
Lineage: Eukaryota; Viridiplantae; Streptophyta; Magnoliopsida; Rosales; Rosaceae
Gene: UNE1
Product: intracellular protein transporter, putative (DUF641)
Biological process (GO): response to red or far red light; negative gravitropism
Source: RefSeq, a predicted model, not a curated record
CUGCACUCUUUUUCCCGCGCUUUAAAAAUCCCAACUUUUUCUCACCCCUCUCUAUCUGCAGCCUGCUUCCUAAUCUUAUAGUCAAAGUUUGCGCUUUGCUUUCCCAUUAAAUUCACUCUCUUUCGAACACUUUUUAUUUCCUUUAUCCCCACAAACCCACAAACCCCCAAACCCCCUCAAGUUAAGUUUAUGCCUCCAACAAGUUUCACUCUUUUCAUCAUAUUGAUCAUCUGAGUUUUCACUGUUUUCAGAUGGAUACCAUGAGACCCAAAUCAGCCUUCAACAACAACAACAACAAGCAGAGCAAAUUGGCUAGGACUUUCCACAAGGUCAUCAACCUCAGAAGCGCAACCAGCAAAAUUGCAUCCAACAAUGGCAUUUGCCUUCUCACAUCUCAGGCCAAAGUCAAGGAGGACCGUGAACAUUUCGAAAAGCAUAGGCAUUUGGACAAGAAGGAAGAAGAAUUCAAAGCCAGAAACAGAGCUGUCAUGGAAGCUUUGCUGGCCAAGCUCUUUGCUGGCAUCACUUCCAUCAAAGCUGCCUAUGCAGAGCUCCAAAUGGCCCAAAAUCCAUACAACAACGAAGCUAUUCAGAUGGCUGAUCAGUCCGUCGUCGACGAGCUCAAAGCCAUAUCAGAAUUGAAACGCAGCUUUUUGAAGAAAGAGCUCGAUCUCUCACCCCAGGUCACUCUAAUGCUUGCAGAGAUUCAAGAGCAGCAGGGGCUAAUGAAGACCUAUGAGAUCACCAUCAAGAAAUUGGAGUCUGAAGCUGAACACAAGGGCACAGACAUUUAUUCUCUCCAAAAAAAGCUUGAAGAUUGUGUCUCAUUCAACAAGUCCUUGGAAAACAAGCUAAACGCAAGUGGCUCUCUGUCUCUGUCCAUGUUCGAAAAUCUUCGGCUUUCGGUGCUCAACCCAACACAUUUUGUUCAGUUUCAGCAACACACUUUAAGAUCCAUAAGGAGCUUCGUGAGGCUGAUGAUCCGUGAAAUGGAAUCUGCAAACUGGGAUCUCGAUACAGCCAUCAAAUUCAUCGAGCCAGACUCUAUUUUCGCAAAACAGAGCCAUAGUUGCUUUGCGUUCGAAUCAUUUGUGAGCAAAACCAUGCUUGAAGGCUUCAACAACCCAAACUUUGGGCUACCCAGUGAGUCUUUGCCCCUUAACAACAAAACCCAGCUUCUCUUUUUUGAGAAAUUCAAGAAACUCAUAUCAGUAAAUUCAAAAAACUUUCUUGCCCAGAACCCAAGUUCAUCGUUUUGUAAGUUCACUCGGGCCAAGUACCUUCAACUCGUUCACGCAAAGAUGGAGUGUUCUCUUUUUGGGAAUUUAAACCAGAGAAAGCUCCUAAGCACCGGUGGGGUUCCAGACUCUGCAUUUUUUGCGGCGUUUGCAGAAAUGUCGAUGCGGGUUUGGCUUUUGCAUUGCUUGGCAUUCUCAUUUGGUCAACAAGUUUCCAUCUUUCAGGUCAAGAAAGGCUCCAGAUUUUCAGAGGUGUACAUGGAGUCUGUGACUCCGAACGAUGUCGAUACAGAGCCUUCAGUGAGUUUCACAGUUGUGCCAGGGUUCAAGAUUGGGAAGACGGUGAUACAGAGCCAGGUUUACUUGUCUCCAGUGACUGCUCCGGCAAGCCGAUGAUUAAUUUGCACUCUCCGGUGUGAAUGGUACUUUGUUUUGGAACUUAGACAGUUUGGAUUCAAGUAUUUACAAUCGGAUGGUGAUGGCUGGUUUUGGGUCUUGGAUUGAAGAAUUUAAGAUCGGAUGGUGAUAUGGUAGGUGAUAGGAAAUGUAAAUAAUGCAGAGCCAUUGGAUGUAAUGUGGGUCCAAAGUGGUAGGUUUAGGUUGUAGCAGAAAUGUAUACAAAAUUAAAUGUCUUCCUUGCUCUAUAUAAUAUAAUAAUAUUUGCUCA